UUUGUAGAUAAAGCACCAGAUUUAAGGAUACUUAGAGAUGGCUAAUAAUGGAGAACAUUACAUUUCUAAAAGCUACAACCCACAGUUUAUGAACAAUCUGAAGCAAUUGCUAAACUCUCAGCUGUUUUGUGACAUCAGUAUCCAGGUCUCAACAGAAACAUUCCAGGCUCAUCAAGUCGUCCUGGCUGCCGGCGGACAGUACUUCAGGGCCAUGUUCUCUAGUGCUAUGUAUGAUGUGGAAAACAAGCGCAUCACUCUACAUGACAUAUCCCCCUCGACAUUUCAAUCACUAUUAACAUUCAUCUAUACAGGUGAGAUUGACAUAACCUGGGAUAACUGCCAGGAUGUUUUAGCAGCAGCGGAUAUGUUUGGAAUUACAUGUGUAGUCAGUGAAUGCACCAAGUUCUUACAGAAACAUCUUGACUGCCAUAAUUGUGUUGGUAUAUACCAGUUUGCUGAUAUUCAUUCCUGUUCAGAAUUGAAAAAUGAUGCUGAAAAAUUUAUCCACAAGAAUUUUGUAUCCACAUCUCAGGAAGAGGAGUAUUUAGAGCUCAGUGAAAAUCUUGUUGUCGAGCUCUUAGAAAGUGAACAGUUGUGUGUGCCUUCUGAAACAGAGGUCCUCAAGGCUGCAUUGAGAUGGCUUCUACAUGACCCACAAAACAGAAAGUUAUCUGUGUUCAAUAUCCUUAACAAUGUCAGGUUCCCCAUUAUAUCAGAGACUGAGCUUGAGGAGGCUAUGGAGGAAUGCUAUGAUUUAAGUAUCAAGAUAGCCGUGAAAAAAUUUGCACAAGACUUGAUGAGUGAUAGGAAGUUGUGUAAUAAAUUGAACUUAAGGCUCAUUAAACCUCAUCUAGUCCAACCAAGAAAGUCGGCAAGAAAAAGCAUUUAUGUGAUAGGUGGAUACUUCCACGCAAAAGGUGGAAGGUGGAGUGACAUUCAUACACUAGAAACUGUGGAAAAAUUUGAUACCUUUUCUCAUGAAUGGGAGACCAUUCCAAGCUUACAGUAUCCCAGAAACCACAUGGGCUCUGCAGUCAUUAAUGGACAGAUAUAUGUAGUGGGUGGGGAGAAUGAGUCCCUCAUUUAUGACUUGGUGGAAUGUUAUGACCCCAUCAGUAGAAAGUGGUCCACAGCCCCUCCCCUCACAGAACCACGCUGCGGGCAUGGCUUAGCUUCUCUAGGAGACUGUCUUUAUGCCUUUGGGGGAUGGGUGGGGACUGAAUUGGGAGGCACAGUGGAGAAGUUUGACCCCACGGCAAAUGAGUGGAUGGUAGUCUGUAAAAUGCCAACUCUGAGAUUUGAAACAGCUGUUACUGAGUUAGAUGGCCUAAUUUACAUUAUUGGUGGAAUGGAUAAGGACUAUGGAUUCGGGUCAGAACUGACUACAGUAGAAAGUUUUAACCCAGUGACCAAGGAAUGGGAGGAGUUACCUCCCUUGAACACACCCCGUGCCAAUGCCAGUGUGGCCACUCUCAAUGGCUACAUUUAUGUGAUGGGGGGAUUCAACACCAGGGAUGGGGACCUGGCAUCAGUGGAGAGGUACUCACCAGAAGAGAGUGUAUGGGAGGCAGUGCCAGACAUGAAUCAGAAGAGGACUGCGCCUUGUUCAGUCAGUGUGAAUGGAUUGUUGUAUGUGAUGGGAGGUCGGCAGUUCUUUGUCAGACUAGAUAUGUUCAGCUGUAACGAGACUAUCAACAGUAUGGAAUGCUUCGACCCUAUCUUAAACUGCUGGCAUGAACUACCAGCCAUGCCUACACCAAGGUGUGAAGCAGGUGCCGUUGUAUUAUAGUGAAGGUGCAAAGAAGGCGCUGUGGUGUUAUAGUGAAGGUGCAAUGAAGGUACUGUGGUGUUAUAGUUAAGGUGUGAAGAAGGUGUGUUAUAGUGAAGAUGUAAAACAGGUGCGGUGAUUUUACUGUAAAGGUGUGAAGUAGGUGCUGUGGUGUUAUGGUGAAGAUGUGAAGAAGGUGUUGUGGUGUUACUGUAAAGAAGUGAAGCAGGUGCUGAGAUGUUAUAGUGAAGGUGUAUAGAAGGUGCUGUGAUGUCACCAUAAAGGUGUGAAGAAGGUGCUGUGAUGUUACAGUGUAUAGCGAGGCAGGUAUUGUGGUGUUAUAGUGAAGAGUAAACAGAUACUGUAUGUUACUGUAAAGGUGCGAGGAAGGUGCUGUGAUGAUACUGUAGAGGUGGGAGGAAAAUGCUGUGGUGUUAUAGUGAAGGUGUAAAAGAGGUGCUGUGAUGUUUCUGUAAAGGUAUGAAGAAGGUACCAUGGUGUUAUAGUUAAGGUGUGAAGGAGGUGCUAUGGUGUUACUAUAAAGGUGUGAAGAAGGUGCUGUGGUGUUUAGUUAAGGUGUGAAGAAGGUGCUGUGGUGUUAUAGUGUGUAGCAGAGCAGGUGCUGUUAUAGUUAGGAUGUGAAGCAGGUGCUGUGAUGUUAUAUUAUAAAGCAGGUAUGGUGAUGCUAUAGUUGUGGUGUUAUACUUAACUAUCUAGAGAAAAAAAUUGUUCCUUUUGCCAUUAUGGAAAGAUUUUGAAGAUGCUGUGAUUCUAAUGAUAUUGUACAUAUUACAGUUUAUAUCUGCAAGUGUUCUUGCUUUCACUUUCAUGAUUACUUGCAUUUUGUUUUGGGAGUUUUUAUCAAACCUGAUCAGUGUGCAUUAUAAAAUAUUUUUUAAGCAUGCAUGGCAAAUUAUGACAAAUUUUUUAUAUUGAAAAUACAUAAAUAAUGUAAAAUCUAGUGCACGUAACUUUUCCACGUCACAUGCAGUCAACCCUCUUUAUCUUGAACAUGUUGGGGCUGAAAAAAAUUAUUUUCAAGUAAAAAAUAUGACACCUUUUAUUUCCCUGCAGUUGUUUUCUGACUCUGUAAACGGGAAGUUUGACAAUAUCAAAAUGUGUAUUUUACAGAAAUGGUUUUUUUGAGCUUCCAAUUUUUCAACAUAUCCCAAAUAUUCCAGAUAUCGGCAUUGAGAUUACAUUGUAGUAAAAUUGUAUAUGUUAGAAUUUUUAUGGAUGUUGGAAAAACAAAAUGUAGAAUUUUUGCAUAGCUUUGCCUUAUGUUUUUGAAUUAUUGUAACAUUGUUUUAAUGCUCUUUGAUUCCAAUGAGCAAUUGCUUGACAAUGCUAACUUGUAUCUUGUAAUGAAGCCAUGUCAGCUAUAAUUUGAUUACCUUUCAAAAAUAGUGCAAACAUGUGUGUAGUGCAAUAUCACACAUUUAUAAACAAAUCUCUGCUGAUCAAAUCCUCUUAAUGUAGUUUUUGCAAGCAGAAUUAAAAGUAUGUCAAUCCAACUGUACUUGACCCCACAGUGUUAGGUUAACCAGCAGAAAUCAUUAGGAAAUCUCCACAUGUCCCAGUAGGAACUGGUUUAUUUAUUUUCUUUGUUGUCUUCAGAGUUCCUAUGAGGUAUACAUGUAGUUUUAGACUGAUUUUGUGAGUUUUUUCCUUCAAUUUUUUCAUUGAUAUGUUAAUGAUAAAAUACAUAUUUAUUGUGAGAGUCAAUAGAGUUUCUAUUAAAAGACCAUUUACAGA
Molecule: messenger RNA, 3523 nt
Organism: Saccostrea cuccullata (small rock oyster)
Lineage: Eukaryota; Metazoa; Mollusca; Bivalvia; Ostreida; Ostreidae
Product: actin-binding protein IPP-like
Exons: 6
Coding region: 38-1789 (583 amino acids)
Molecular function (GO): protein binding
Source: RefSeq, a predicted model, not a curated record